GAGUGCUCUUUCCUCGAGUCACCUUGCAGUGGCAUGCUUUCACUGUUUGCGCUGCACAAGGCCGAGUCUGGAAUUGAGAGCGCAUGAGGCGGGCAAGCGAAAUAUGGCCAUGGUGCAAUCAAGCUGCCGCAUGCUGACCUAAAGUGGUUCGGCGUCAUCCUCCUUUACCAUCGUUAUCGCGAUAAAACAUUACGCCUUGCGUCGCUCUUCGUGGUCGAAACAGUCGUUGUAUUGCUCAUCUUGUCUUUGCUGACUUGGCACCGCCAGCCUCACCGCAAUCAAACAGGCCACUACCAGGCUUCAUUCCGCGGUGCCCCACCCCGCCCCCCGGACACUACACCCAUUCUCCCUCUCUCACCCUCGCUAUCAUGGGCAAGCCGCCGAAUCUAUACGCCUUCCAGGGCGCCGACGAGCUUGCGCCGAGCUUCCGCACCUUCAUCCUCGAUGCGCAGAACAACGCCCUCGACCGACACAACGUCUUUCGAGUGGGAGUCUCCGGUGGCUCGCUCCCCAAAGUCCUAGGAAAGGCGCUCUUAGAGGCAACCAAUGGCGAGGCGAAAGUCCAGUUCGACAAAUGGGAGAUCUUCUUUGCAGAUGAGCGUGCGGUACCGCUUGAUCACGAAGACAGCAACUACAGGCUGGUGAAGGAAGAACUCUUGGACAAGAUUCCCGCCGAGCUUGGCAAGCCCACUGUCUAUCCCAUCGACGUCAAGUAUCUGGAUGAUGUGCAGGAAAUGGCAGACCAGUAUGAGCAAACCCUGGUCAGCGUCUUUGCCGCUAGGGAUAGCGUCAGAGUUCCGAUGUUUGAUUUGCUCCUGCUCGGCUGUGGUCCCGAUGGCCAUACCUGCAGCCUGUUCCCGGGCUCUCCCCUCUUACGAGAGACUGAUGCCUGGGUUCUCUCCAUCUCCGAUUCCCCUAAGCCUCCACCAAAACGCAUCACUCUAUCGCUACCGGUUGCAUCGCACGGAAUCAGGAUUGGGUUUGUUGCAACCGGCGGGGGAAAGAAGGAUAUUAUGAAGCAGAUCUUUGACACUGAAGAAGGAAGACAGCUGCCGUGUGGCCUAAUCAACACGUUCGCGCAAGAGAGAGUCAGCUGGUUUGUGGACUACCCAGCAAUCGAAGGUGUCUCAUUCCCAGCACGCCGCGGCAGCCUCUAAAAUUCAAUGUGGCGAUGGAACGUGGGAUAGUGGGUCGACAUUUUCUUUGUGCUUUCGCGAUGGAUAUCCACCAGGUUUUGGACGGUUGUUAUCUCGAAGUAAGCACCGGAUCUUUCGCUUAGACGGGAUCUCUAGCUAUAGAAUACAAGUAUCCUCUUAGGGCCUCAAAGGUGUCAUUGGCUUCAGCAUCAGAAAAUUACCUAAGUAGUUAGGCAGUACCAAGGUUCAAGACCAGAUUCAAUUUCAC
Molecule: messenger RNA, 1404 nt
Organism: Lindgomyces ingoldianus
Lineage: Eukaryota; Fungi; Ascomycota; Dothideomycetes; Pleosporales; Lindgomycetaceae
Product: nagb/rpia/CoA transferase-like protein
Exons: 1
Coding region: 369-1157 (262 amino acids)
Biological process (GO): pentose-phosphate shunt; carbohydrate metabolic process
Molecular function (GO): 6-phosphogluconolactonase activity
Source: RefSeq, a predicted model, not a curated record